AUGGCGAAGAAAGUAGAAUUCCCACCAGUGCGCGCCUGCAUCUUCGACAUGGACGGCCUCCUAAUCGACUCCGAAGACGCCUACACGCUCGUUACGAACACUAUCCUGAACGAAAAUGGCCGCCCCAACAUACCGUGGACCAUCAAAGCACAAUUACAAGGCCGGCCGGGUCCCGCGGCAGGCAAGAUCUUUCGCGCGUGGGCGAAGCUGCCCAUUUCCGAGGAGCAGUUCAUGCAGCGGCAGAAAGAGCUGCAGGCGGAGGCGUUCACAAAGUGCAAACCAUUACCUGGCGCGCCGGAGCUGCUUGCAAGGUUAGAGAAGGCGCAUACAAAGAUACCUAGUUUCGGGCGGAGUCCGGCUGGAGGAGGCAAGAAGGUGCGCUUGGCGCUGGCGACGAGUAGUCAUGGCAGGAAUUAUGAUAUCAAGACUGCGCAUAUGAAGCCUUUGUUCAGAGUGUUUCCCGCUAGGCUACGGGUAGUGGGUGAUGACCCGAGGGUGCCAAAGGGGAGAGGCAAGCCGUUGCCGGAUAUCUACCUGUUGGCUCUGCAGUGUAUCAAUGAGCGAAUCGAUGCUGAGGGUUCGGGAGAGAGGCACGUGGAGCCAGAGGAAUGUCUGGUGUUCGAGGACAGCGUGCCGGGUGUGGAGGCAGGCAGGAGAGCUGGUAUGCGGGUCGUCUGGGUACCUCAUCCGGGCUUGCUGGAUGUGUACAAGGACAGAGUCGGAGAAGUACUGGCAGGAAGGACAGGCGAGCACAAGGACGAUGACCUGGACUCUACAUCUGGCCAGCCACUGAAGGGAAGUCCAGGUGAAGUUGGCGAGAUCGACGAUGGGUGGGCGGAGAGGCUGGAAUCGCUAGAGCAAUUCGACUACCAAAAGUACGGCAUAGAUGAGACGGAGCUGAGAUUUACGAGUGAGAGUGGGCAGCCUGCAACGCCAGGCACGACCGACAAAGAGUUGGAAGAGAUGACGGCUAUGGCGGACGGCAAGGUACAUUCGAUUGCUGAAGGAACUCCAUUGACUUCGCCUGUCCCGGGCUUGAAAGAGAGUAAAGUGUAG
Messenger RNA from Cyphellophora attinorum, 1056 nucleotides. RefSeq lists its product as uncharacterized. The coding region runs from base 1 to 1056 and encodes 351 amino acids. Gene Ontology annotation, molecular function: phosphatase activity. The record is from RefSeq and is a predicted model, not a curated record. The transcript has 2 exons. NCBI's taxonomy places the organism in Eukaryota, Fungi, Ascomycota, Eurotiomycetes, Chaetothyriales, Cyphellophoraceae.